Molecule: messenger RNA, 2156 nt
Organism: Phytophthora infestans T30-4
Lineage: Eukaryota; Oomycota; Peronosporomycetes; Peronosporales; Peronosporaceae
Exons: 2
Coding region: 11-2041 (676 amino acids)
Molecular function (GO): protein binding
Source: RefSeq, a predicted model, not a curated record
GUAAUCCUUGAUGCCGCUGCCCGUAGAUGCUCACUCACUCAGUCCGGAGGCUGUGCGACCAGGUAUGCACACCGUCCCUGACGACGAUGCUGAUGCAGGGGUACACGUAACCAAAUCGCCCACGCCUGUAACCAGCGACAGCAGCGACGGGGAGACCACCUCGACGCCUUCGCCCGCUCCGUCUGCUCCGAAAGCCGACGAAGUACGCGAGCUGGAGAUGCAGACGACGCCGCGCUGCCAGCUCGAGGACUUCACGCCCUUCGCACGCUGUCACCUGUGGAAGCUAAUGAUGUCUUUCUACGACCGCCAGGGUGUCGAGUCGUGGGCGCAGGGCAUCGUACCGCACUUUAUCACAUCCAACACCUUCAUCGCCAAGCGCUACAGUAACGUAUUGAGCGCCUAUUUCCGAGAUGCUCUUAAGCCUGAAUCGAUGUCACCCGUAGACCCCUCACAACCUUUUUACAUUGUGGAACUGGGCGCUGGGUCUGGCAAAUUCAGCUUCUAUUUUCUCAAGGCACUCGCUCAAAUGGAGAGCGUGCUAGACUUCCCGUUAAGCAACAUCCGCUACGUCAUGACCGACUUCACGGAACAGAACUUCAACUUCUGGAAGACCCAUCCAGCUCUGGCGCCGUUCGUCAAGCGCGGAAUUGUGGACUUUGCCAUCUUCGAUGCCACCACAGACACGGAGCUGCGUCUGUACUCGUCUGGCCAGGUCAUUCGACCCAAUGACCUGAGUAACCCCUUGUGUUUGAUUGCAAAUUACCUCUUCGAUACACUGUACCACGACCUGUUCCAAGUGGACGGUGGCGUAUUGAAGGAAGGUCUGGUCAGUGUCGGUUCCAAGCGUGCAGAGGAGUCGGAUCCUCUCGACCCAGAGAUCAUUAAGCGCUUGAACAACAUUUUCAAGUACGAGCAGAUCGAUGAAGCGUAUUAUGGAGAGAGCAGACCGCACUGCAACUACAUUUUGAGGUGGUAUCACGAGUACUUCGAUCCUGCGUCUUCCGGUGCGACGGUCUUGGUGCCUAUCGGAGCUUUGUCUGCCAUUGAGCGUCUCGCAGCCUUGUCGAAGAACGGGCUCGUGGCUCUAUCAGGUGACAAAGGCAACAACAAUCCCGACCAUUUUCGAGGAGUCAGCGACCCGCAUAUCGCGGUACACGGCAGUUUCUCAGUCAUGGUCAACUAUCACGCAAUUGGCGUGUAUUUCGCCAGUCGUGGAGGGUUUGCGUUGCACAGUCCUCAGGAAGAAGCCAGUCUCAAGGUCUCUGCGUUCGUGCUGCCAGCAAACGCAGCCGGAGAGAGUGAAGCUCUUAGCUCAACGAUGGCGGGGCUGUACGGCGACGGACUGGACGAAGCGUGUGAGAAGCGCAGUCUGAAGUUCCCGUACUUGAAAACGGCGUUUAAAGACGAGAUUGUGUCGUUUGGACCCAACGACUUCUUUGUGAUGCAGAAAUUCACCAAGGAAGAUGCUAAGGCACCGUCCCUGAAGGCUGUACUAGCGCUGAUGAAGCUGAGCGGGUGGGAUCCUGACGUGUUUUACAAGUUCCGCGACGUUCUGUUGGAUCAGUCGCCGACUGCCGCACCCAAACUCAAGCAGGACGUGGUGUACGGUAUCCCGAUGGUCUGGAAGAAUUACUACGCUCUAGAUAAGGAGAAGGACGUUGCCUUUGAGAUUGGUCGUCUCUUCUACGGACUGCACGAAUACGACAGCGCGUUGGCCUACUACACUCUGUCUGCCCAGGAAAUGGGCAAACACCACGUCACAAGUCACAACAUGGGACUGUGUCAUUACAGUAAGAAGCAACUGGAGCUGGCUGCAACCUGCUUCGAGGAGGCCUAUUCGCUCAAUCAUUCGUAUCAAAAGGCGGCUACUUGGCUCCAACGUGUGCGCAAGGAACUGGACAUUGUGGCUGAUGGUGUUGCUGUUCUGUCUGGCCAGCCUACAAUCACACGCACUGGGAGUUUGGUGGCGGAACAGGUUGUACUGGCCAUGCCUGAUGACGGUGACAAGACGCGAGUUCAGAACGGUACCAGCAACGUAUAAGGUGUUCGUCACGCGUAGUUCUCAGGUUGAUAGGAGACUACGAUAGCUACUGCGCCAUACACGCCUCACUUUUAGGGGCAUCUACAACUUUAAAGAGCCUAGAUUAUUCUGUUGA